CCUCUCACAGCUUACGCAGCUCACAAGUCUGAUCUCCCGUACGUAUCUGUCCACACCAACACGAAAGGCGCCACAUGAAGGUCUGUCUGAUCUCGCCCGCACUCCGGAAAAAAGACACACAUAGCAUAGAGCCACUCAGCCAGGUCGACACACAACACACAUCCGAUUGACGCGCGGCCGAAGCGCUUCCGCUGACUUGACUAACAAACAAACACACCUCCCGCACAUACGAGGAAACAACACACACCACACCCACGGGACCACCGCGGCCGCAGACACACUGGCACACGUGAGGAAAAAACACACAUCGAGUACGGACGGACGUAUGGACACUAAUAAAUGCAUAUUCACCACCACGAGAGAUCAGAUCAGUCAUUUAUGUCACACGGAGCACGAGCAUCUCAUCGGCCUUGUAUGUGUCGUGUCCGGCCAGGAGGGCGGAGUUGUUGUAUCCCCGCACCCCGCUAUAGCCAUCAGGCACGUCGGGGGCCUUGAUGAACUGCAUCAUCGAAUCGAGACCAACGCUGCUCUGCAGACACACAGACAGACAGACAGACAGACAGACGGACAGGCAGGCAGGCAGCAGCAGCACACAUGAGAGACGGCGUGCAGUGGAUCUGUCCAUUUAUCUCCCCUUAAUUGCGUGGAGUCAGUCAUGUGUACGUACAUCGGUAUCGUUGUCCGGCGUCCAUCCGAUGCUGAGGUACUGCAUGUAGGAUAUGACCAGGUGCGCGACGCCCCACCAAAGGGGCGCCCUAGCUGACCCACGACGUGACACAGACACGCCCUGCAUGUUCACUGCACACACACACCAAAAAGCAGACACAUCACAUACAUGACACACAGACAGACAGAAGGUCGUGUGAAGGUGCGCUCUCUAUACCCACCGUCUCCGAUCGGCAUUCUUGUGGGCGCAUCGAAGUGGCCUUCGAGUGAGAAGAAGCACAUCGGACAAUCGAAGGCGAUGUAGUCCUGUUCGACAGGAUGCUCAGCAGGCAGCCGCAAACCGCAGUCCAGGAAGCAGCCGAAAGUGUAGCGGUCUUUCCAUAUCACCAACACCAGACCACCUACGUCAACACGUGAAUGUACGUAUCGCACUGCUGGGAGUCUACAAUUAAUCAAUUCGCCACUUACACGUACCUGCGCCGUCGACGACUUUGUCGACAAAGUCGUCGUAAGACCAGGCUUCACUAGUGCCGCUGCAGUGCACGGCACACAAACGGAUGUCUGUUGUUCGAUGCUUGUACGCACGUACGUGUAGAGGAGCUGCAGCGACGUGCCUUGGCCAAUCCAGUCCGUCAGCACAGCCUCCUGCUCAGCUGUCAGCAUGGGUGUGGGGGACGCCUGCACAUACACACGCAGAGCGGACGGAUCGCGAAGCCGAGGCUUCAAUUGAGGAAUUGAUGAUGGCUGUUCGAUGCAGGUAGGUAGGUAUGCAAGCAUCGGUUGCUCGCCUACUCACUGGUGUUGGUGGUGGCUGUGUGGUGACUGACGGAUCUGCAUGGAUACGCAAGAUAAUAAGCAAGACAAGACAUAUGAUGUGCAUUCUUUAUUGCGCUCCCUGUACGAUCGGAUGGAUGGCCACCCAUGCACCUUAAUUACCUUUCUCGACGCACUGAGGCACGCCUUUCUCAGCUCCCUCCUCGCGAUGCACCUGCAUAUAUGACACGGGCAUGUGUGUAGGCAGGCGAAUAGGCUUUUCACAGACACCCAUAGAGUCGCACUGACUGUCGGCAUGGGUGCAUACCUGACAGUCAUGAUCCUGGGGGCAUUCGUGGUCCAAACACAGACUCUCACAUCGCCCAAACGAGGUGCCGUCGUGAUUUACGCAGGUUUCAUUCCACAGACAAUACGGGGACAGGUCGUUGCAAUAAAGGCCUACACACACACACGCACAAACGCAGAUCCAUCCCAUCCACCCAUGCCUCAACCUGUCUGUCGGGCGUCGGGCGUGAGGCGUGUGUUCACUACACUACGUGUGGAUGUAUGGCCAUCCGACCUGGAUCACAAUCUCCUCCGUCGAACUCACACGCAUAACUGUAGCACUCCAAGUCACACUCCUCGUCCUUCCAGUACCCCCUCUCACGACACACGCCAUGACACGUCGACGGCAUCUCAGCACCUGCAGGCAUAACAAGACAGACAGGCCCGACACGGAGAACACUCAUUCUUGCUGGCACCGAUCGGCCCGCCAGCUAGGCACCUUACCUUUCUCGACGCACUUAGGCACGCCCUUCUCAGCUCCUUCCUCGCGAUGCACCUGCAUAUAUGACACGGGCAUGAACGAAUGAAUGAAUGAAUAGAUUGCUUCUCACAUAUACACAUACACACAAAGGCUGAUUGGUUGUCUGUCGGUGUGCGUACAUGACACUCGUGGUUUGGCUGUGAGCAUUCAGUGCCCAGACAUAGGCUCUCACAUCGACCGUUGACACACGUUUCGUUCCACAGGCAGUAGGGGGACACAUCAUUACAAGAAGCCCCCUGCAGUGCACGCACACACACCCCACGUAUGGCGUGUGUUCACUACGUGUGAAUGGACCAUCAUGGAUGAAGUGAAUGUGUCAAACUAGAAAAGCGAACGCAUCAUCGAGCGUCAUACCUGUGCAGUCUCCUCCGUCGAAGCCACACGCAUAGUUGUUACACUCAAAGUCACAGAGGCCAUCCUUCCAGUAGUUCUCCUCACGACACACACCGUCACACGUCGACGGCAUCUCUGCAACAAGCAAAGCAAAGCACAACACUUGAGCCAGCCUGCUUUGUGAUGUAUCUUCCGGCUAGCUUGCCAUCUGCCGAUUCUUCGCCUUGCCUUCGCCUGACAGUGUGCCUGAGUGAUCGGCUGGCCUUUCUCCUUCCCUCGGUGUACAUGCUGAGCAACGCAGCCUCCAUCAACAAGAAACACGACCAGGUGGUGCCAGAUCUCAUGCCUAUCACACUUGACUGCGCCGACUACACCCAAAACGGGGAAUAGACAGCGAGAUCCUAGUGUGCCGGCGCUCCCUCGGCCCCAUGAGCUUAGCUCGCGAACUGCGUCCCCAGUUUCCCUUCACUCCCGCCCCGAGUCCCCCAGCAGGAUGCGAAGACCUAUGGUAUCGGCGCUGGGCAUUUGCUGAAAACAUCCAUCCACUGGCAGGGACUCCGAGUUGCCUGCAGGCGGCACUGCACAGGCCAACAGGUCGGGUGUGCCCAACACCUGCAGCUUUAUGCAAUG
Messenger RNA from Vitrella brassicaformis, 3208 nucleotides. The record is from the annotation of a GenBank genome assembly. NCBI's taxonomy places the organism in Eukaryota, Vitrellaceae.